AUGGCGUCGCGUCUGGCCAGAACUGCUGUCGAGACCGUCGCUGACCCGGGCGCAUCCUUAGGGGCUGCCCGCCUCCGGCCCAGCGUCGUCCCCCGCGUCCUUCCCGCGCUGAGCACCGUUGCCAGCCCCCGCUACUCGUCCGGUGUCCCCUCCGAGGACCCCAAGACCAAGGCCCAGUCCAUCAUCGACUCCCUUCCCGGCAGCAACCUCAUGUCCAAGACCGCCAUCCUCUCCUCCGCCGCCGGUCUUUCCAUCUACGCCCUCUCCAACGAGUACUAUGUCGUGAACGAGGAGACCGUCGUCGCCUUCUGUUUGCUCUCCGUCUGGGGUGGUCUCAUCAAGUUCGGUGGUCCCCUCUACAAGAAGUGGGCUGAUGAGCAGAGCGACAAGAUCAAGAACAUCUUGAACUCUGCCCGCGCCGACCACACUCAGGCCGUCAAGACCCGCAUCGGCGACGUUAAGCAGAUGUCUGGUGUUAUCGACAUUACCAAGACCCUCUUCGCCGUUUCCAAGGAAACCGCCAAGCUUGAGGCUGAGGCCUAUGAGCUCGAGCAGCGCACCGCUCUCGCCGCUGAGGCCAAGACUGUCCUCGACUCCUGGGUCCGCUACGAGUCGCAGGUCAAGCAGCGCCAGCAGAAGGAGCUCGCCCAAACCGUUAUCGCCAAGGUUCAGAAGGAGCUCGAGAACCCCAAGGUCCUCAAGCAGAUCCUCGAGCAGUCCGUUGCUGACGUUGAGAAGAUCGUCUCCAAGGCUUAAAUAAACUAUUUUCGUCCGACUUGCAAGCGAGGCCCCCUUUGUAUCAGUGUCCGUCAAGACCGUGUGAAAUAGGCAAUUCAACUUUUUCGUCUCUAUCGGCCUUAUUCGACCUUAACG
Molecule: messenger RNA, 873 nt
Organism: Neurospora hispaniola
Lineage: Eukaryota; Fungi; Ascomycota; Sordariomycetes; Sordariales; Sordariaceae
Product: ATP synthase subunit 4 mitochondrial precursor
Exons: 4
Coding region: 1-756 (251 amino acids)
Biological process (GO): proton motive force-driven ATP synthesis
Molecular function (GO): proton-transporting ATP synthase activity, rotational mechanism
Source: RefSeq, a predicted model, not a curated record